UUAAUCAUAUGGUCGACUGUCAAAAAUUUAAAUUAUGUAGCUUAUUUGUACCAGCUUAACAUAUUUAUUGUUUAUUUAUAAUAUGUAAUAAGCAUAAAAAAUGAUUGUAAAAAUAAAUAUACACUAUGAACUGUAAACGUUGGUGGAAAUAACAUGUGGAUAUUUGGUUAUGGAUCACUCAUAUGGAAAGUCGAUUUUCCAUAUGAGAAAAAAAUUUUAGGGUAUAUUAAAGGUUUUAAUAGAAGAUUCUAUCAACUUAGUACUGAUCAUAGAGGCACGCCUACAAAUCCUGGAAGGGUAGUUACUCUUAUACCCUCCAACGAAUCAUCUAAAUUCUAUUUAUUGAAGGUGUAUGGAGUAGCUUACAAAAUUCGAGAUUGUGAUAUAAAAAAUGUUGUCAAUCAUUUGGAUUAUCGGGAAAAAGGAGGUUAUGAAAAGAAAAUUUUGAAAUUUUUUCCAAUAUCAGAAGACGAACAACCAUUCGACAUCACCAUAUAUUUAGGCGAUCACAACAACGAGAAUUACGGAGGCCCCGCAGAUCUGAACGAUAUAGCUGUACAAGUUGUUCGUUCAGUUGGUCCUAGUGGUCCAAAUAUUGAAUACGUUUGCAAUUUAGCCAAUUCUAUGAGAACUUUUUUUCCCUUUGUUAAAGAUGAUCAUUUAUUUGAACUUGAAAAAAAAGUUUUAAAUUUAUUAGAAGAAAAAUAACGGACUACGAAACUUGGUAUUCUUUUUUUGGGAGUUUAUCAUAUAUUUCUAUAUUUGUGAUAUAAACUUAAUCAUUAUAUUUGAAUAUGUAGUUUCAUUUUAUCUACUUUUUUACCAAAAACCUGAAUGUUUAAACUAAGGUAUUCAGUUAAUACCCAACAAGAGAUAGGCACUAAAUAUAUACACUGAAAAAAAAACUGAAAUUGAUUGGCUAAGGUAGUACCAGGUAAAAUUAAAUCCAACUCCCAUGCUUCAGAGAGGGGCCUGUAUCUUAUAAAAAACGACUGUUUAUGGAAUUUGUGUAUGUUGAAUAGAUAAUAUAAUAUUUAAAUAUUUUCACGAAACUUGGGGUGUAUUAUGGGAAGAUCAAUUAUUAGUAUCUUUUAUUUAAAUUUCACAAUUCCCGCUAAUACUAGCAACUUAUAAGAAACUGCUACGUCCAAAAUCGAUUUUAUUCAUCAAUGUAUUCUCCUUCAAGAGGCAAUACAAUUAUUCCAACGCUUCUUUAACUUCUCGAUGCCGUGCUUUUAGAAGAAUUUGUCUUUUGCCUCAAAAUAGGUUUCAGUUUCAUCAAUUGCCAAUAUUUUUUGAAAUCAGCGAAUAGCUAGUAGUUACUGAAGACCAGAUUUGGACUUUAGUGUGGAUGAGGAAGCAAUUCGAAUGUAAUUAGUUAACCAUCGACUUGUUAAUUGAGGCAUUGGUGAAAUAGUGGUUUUUGAGACCGUUUGUCCUUGAUGUUUAUAUUCAAACGAUAUAACAUCUCUAUGUGGUAUUCGCUAUUGAUUGUCUCUCCAUUUUGGAAAAAGUCAAUGAACAAUAUUCCAUGCGUAUCCCAAAAUACUGAAGCUUUAACCUCCCCAACUGACUGUUAUGCCUUUGGACACUUUGGACGUGGUUCACCGGCUGCAGAUGAAGAUCGUUUUGAUUCCGAAGUGAAGUGAUGGAUCCAUGUUUCACCCAUUGUAACAUAUCGACGCAAGAAAACUGAUUUAUUACUUGUAAACAUUGCCCUGGAUCAUCAACACGUUGUUUUAGCAAGAAGUUUUCUCAUGGUUAAAUGUUCAUGAAUAAUUUGCCUUUUGAUAUAUACGACCUCAGCUAUGUUACGAAAUUUCAAUUUACAAUUAGAUAUAAUUACCAAUUUGUAAACAUUUUACUAAGUAACCUAACCAUUUGAACUACUCUACUAAAAAGCUAAGAGAUUUUGAAUUCAGUUGAAGGAUUAUUAUAUUUGGAUAGUAUGAGGAAUAAAGAAAUUUAUAAUUGAUUGAUUUGGCACAGUUGUUCAACUCAUGUAUUAUUUGAAAUAAGUUUAAAAAUAUAAAUAAAGAUUGAACUUCUUUUAUCUCCCCGUAUAGAAAAAUGGCACAAUUUUGUACGAAUAAAUCCUUGGUUGUGAAACUGUAAACAUGAUAGUAAAAAAUGAUUUAACAAAAAUCUGUAAUAACCUUCCUAUGGUUAUUUUCUGAGUCACUUAUUUUUUAUUUUCUGUGAUAUUUUGAAUUCAAUGUUUUUCAUUGAUCAUUCCAUUUACGUCCUAUGUUAACCUUUAAAUGUCUUCCAUUUUAUGUAUAUUUACAAUGGAAAUUUUAUUUAUAAAACUGCAUUAAUAAUUUUUCAAUUUGUUUUAGACGUAACAGUUUUGUAUAAAAGAUACAUAGUUACAGAUAUCUUUACAUAUUCAUGAAACCCAAAAAGAAAAAAA
Messenger RNA from Diorhabda sublineata, 2413 nucleotides. RefSeq names its product putative glutathione-specific gamma-glutamylcyclotransferase 2. The transcript has 2 exons. The coding region runs from base 154 to 708 and encodes 184 amino acids. The record is from RefSeq and is a predicted model, not a curated record. Gene Ontology annotation, cellular component: cytoplasm. Gene Ontology annotation, biological process: glutathione catabolic process. Gene Ontology annotation, molecular function: glutathione specific gamma-glutamylcyclotransferase activity; gamma-glutamylcyclotransferase activity. NCBI's taxonomy places the organism in Eukaryota, Metazoa, Arthropoda, Insecta, Coleoptera, Chrysomelidae.